Molecule: messenger RNA, 2095 nt
Organism: Tuber melanosporum (Perigord truffle)
Lineage: Eukaryota; Fungi; Ascomycota; Pezizomycetes; Pezizales; Tuberaceae
Exons: 6
Coding region: 91-1668 (525 amino acids)
Biological process (GO): carbohydrate transport; transmembrane transport
Cellular component (GO): membrane
Molecular function (GO): carbohydrate:proton symporter activity
Source: RefSeq, a predicted model, not a curated record
GUGUGCUCAAUUCCUUUAUACCCUUUGGGCUGAGAACACUCUCGAUUCGAGAAUAGGAGUUCGGGAGCUUCCUUGCGCAAAAUAUUCACUAUGGGGUACCGAGUGAGGAACAUCUAUGCCAUUUGCUCUUUCGCAGCCAUUGGUGGUGGUCUUUUCGGUUUCGAUAUCAGUUCCAUGGCUGGUAUACUUGGAACCAAUGCCUAUAAGAAUUACUUCGGUAAUCCCCUGGGCGCUAGGCAAGGAGCUAUCACCAGUGCGAUGCCAGCUGGUUCGCUGCUUGGUUCCCUCGUGUCUUCCUACCUCGGAGAUUACUUCGGCCGUAAACAGGCCAUCCAAAUCGGAGGCAUUAUCUGGAUCCUAGGAUCAACAAUCCAAGCAGCUGCCCAAAAUGUGGGCAUGUUGGUAGUCGGCCGUAUUAUCUCUGGAAUUUGUGUCGGUAUAACUUCUACGAUUGUCCCCGUCUACCAAUCCGAGCUUGCACCCAAAGAAGUUCGUGGUCGAAUGGUCUCCCUUCAACAAUGGGCUAUCACCUGGGGUAUUUUGAUCCAAUAUUUCGUUCAAUAUGGUGCUUCCUUCUACGGAGGUGGCCCCACCAAUAAGCACCAAGGCCCAGCCGCAUUCCGCAUCCCAUGGAGUAUCCAGAUUAUCCCCGCUGCCAUCCUCGUUGGAGGCAUGUUCUUCUUCCCCGAAUCUCCACGUUGGUUAGCGGUUAAGGAUCGGUGGGAGCAAGCUCUUCGUGUCCUGGCCGAUGUCCACGGAAACGGGGACCUGAACAACCCAGUCGUUUUGGCAGAGUACCAGGAAAUCGAGGACAUUAUCCGAUUCGAACGUGAGGAGGCAAUUUCAUCAUUUGCCGAACUUGCCAAGCCUAGGAUUCUCAGGCGAGUUGUUCUUGGUAUGAGUAUCCAGAUGUGGUCUCAACUUUGCGGCAUGAACGUCAUGAUGUACUAUAUCGUCUACGUUAUGGAGGGUGCUGGUAUCGGGGACCCUCUUCUUACCGCUUCCAUUCAAUACAUAAUCAACGUUGUCAUGACCGUUCCUGCUAUCAUCUGGAUGGACAAGUGGGGUCGCCGUCCCACCCUCCUGUUCGGUUCUUUCGCCAUGAUGUCCUUGCUCUUGAUCUCCGGUUCUAUCCAAGGAGUGUAUGGUCAUCCCGAAACAGAUCCAUCCUCUGCCAUCACCUGGAUCAUGCAAAACAAGGGGAGUCAAUCCAAGGCCGUCGUCGCUUGCUCUUAUCUUUUCGUCGCCACUUUCGCAAUCACCUGGGGCCCCGUUUCCUGGACUAUGCCUGCUGAGGUCUUCCCCAACAAGGUGCGGGCCAUGGCUGUGUCCCUCUCCACCGCAUCCAAUUGGACCUGGAACUGUGUUUUGGCCUUCGCCGUCCCACCACUACUCAGAACCAUCAAUUGGAAAAUGUACAUGAUCUUCGCUGCCUUCAACUGUGCAGCCUUCGUUCAUAUGUUUUUUACGGCACCUGAGACAAAGGGUGUUACAUUGGAGGAGAUGGACGACGUCUUCGAUAGUGGCCGCCCACCCUGGAAAACCCGGUCCCCGGUGUCCCGCCUCGACAACCUCCAGAAGGACAUUGCGGCAGGAAACGUCAAAGUCGACAUCGGAGCCGCCACUGGGCGCCGCACCGAGAUUCACCAGGUCCCCUCCAAGGAGUAGUUUUUUUCUUGCAUGUCCACGAAGGAAAGGAAAUAUUGUGUAGCUUCCUAUUUCGCCUCGAGCGAUAUUAAUUAUUUUUCUUACAAAAAAACCUGCAGGAAUGUGAAUAGGUUUUGAGCGAUUAAUUCAAGAAGGACGGGAAUGAUUACACCUAGAAAGCAUAUUGUUUUCCUGAGAGAAUUAGUACGUCACGGAAAGUCGACGGAGUGCACAUCUUUCACGAGCCGACGCCAUCCCGAAACUUUCCAUUUUCCCGAAAUUCUACCCGCGUCAUUUCCAGAAGCGCGAAGAAAUCGUUGAGGCUCCCUUCCACCACAUUAUGCAGCCCAAGCUCCCGGUUACAAUCAAGGUGCACGAAAGAAGGAAAAAAAAAGAUUCCGAUCCCUUUACGAACCCUUUCCGGGACAUCCGAACCCUUGAAAACCUC